CGGCUCGGGGGCGGCGGAGCUGAGCGGGGCCGGGCUGGGCGUGAUGGCGGCGGGACGCGGCGGGGACUGGCUGGGGGUGACGGUCGCGCUCCUCUUCCUCGGUGUGCUGACGCCGGCAAGCGCCGCCUCAGCUGCCGCUCUCCCUGUAGUCAUCAACACCUGGGCGUUUAGGACGGCCGCAGAGACAGCUUGGAGAGUAUUGGAGUCUGGAGGUUCAGAGCUGGAUGCAGUCGAGAGAGGCUGUGGUCAGUGUGAGAUUGAUCAGUGCGAUGGGAGCGUGGGAUACGGAGGAAGCCCAGAUGAAAGUGGAGAAACAACUCUGGAUGCCAUGAUUAUGGAUGGCAACACUAUGGAAGUUGGGGCUGUUGCGGAUCUCAGGCGUGUGAAAAACGCAAUUGGUGUAGCACGAAAGGUCAUUGAAUACACUAAGCAUACUUUACUAGUGGGAGAGUCAGCCUCCCUGUUUGCUGUAAGAAUGGGGUUUCCAUAUGAAGAUUUAACUACCCAGAAAUCCCUUUCGCUGUAUUCAGAGUGGCUGAAUCAAAGCUGUCAGCCAAACUACUGGAAGAAUGUGGUGCCAGACUCUUCAAAAUCCUGUGGACCAUAUAAACGGCGUGAAGAAGUAACUUAUAAAGAAGAACAGACCAGCUCACAAAGAAGUGUUCAUAACCAUGAUACUAUUGGUAUGGUUGUAAUUGGUGUGAGUGGAACCGUUGCUUCUGGGACAUCUACUAAUGGUGCAAUCCACAAACUUCCAGGCCGUGUGGGAGAUUCUCCAAUAGCUGGAGCGGGAUCCUACGCAGAUAGUUCAGCUGGAGGAGCUGCAGCCACUGGGGAUGGUGACAUCAUGAUGCGCUUCUUACCCAGUUAUCAAGCUGUGGAAUAUAUGAGGAUGGGAACCGACCCAACAGUAGCCUGUCAGAAAGUUAUUUCCAGAAUCCAGAAGUAUGCUCCAAAGUUCUUUGGUGCUAUCAUUUGUGCCAAUACAACUGGAAGUUAUGGUGCUGCAUGUAAUAAAAUUCCAGGAUUCACUCAGUUUCACUUUAUGGUUUCAAACCCUUUGCUAAGUCAACCAACUGAGCAAGUAGUAGACUGCAUUUAAUUUCUUUUAUCCUGUUAGCAUCUCAACUUAAAAGAGGACAGUGCUAAGUUCCACCAGCUAUUACUUCUUAAAAUGGUUGUUUCUAGCAUUUAAUGGCUGUUGUGGUCUGCUUGUUUUCCUAAGAAGUGAGUACCCAGAAGUGAUGAAUAGUAACCACUGAACAGGCCCUUUGCCUUGCUAUUUAAAUAUAUAUUUGUCAGACAUUUGAAAUAACAGACUGGAAGUGGAGCUAUGACUCUACACAUAAAACUUAGGUUGAGAAUAUUUAAUUGUCUUCCUAAGAUUUAGUCCAGGUUUCCUUUUAUCUUGAAAAGAAAAUUGCAUUAAAUUGCUGACAUGCAAGGACAGAGGCUUAAGGAGUAGUGGAGACUGUUUCAAAGCUUCAUUGAAG
Passer montanus (Eurasian tree sparrow) is the source of this 1493-nucleotide messenger RNA. RefSeq names its product aspartylglucosaminidase (gene AGA). Gene Ontology annotation, molecular function: N4-(beta-N-acetylglucosaminyl)-L-asparaginase activity. Gene Ontology annotation, biological process: protein deglycosylation. The record is from RefSeq and is a predicted model, not a curated record. Lineage: Eukaryota; Metazoa; Chordata; Aves; Passeriformes; Passeridae. Gene Ontology annotation, cellular component: lysosome. Bases 44 to 1102 code for a protein of 352 amino acids. The transcript has 9 exons.